This is a messenger RNA of Suillus discolor, 864 nucleotides long. RefSeq lists its product as uncharacterized. Lineage: Eukaryota; Fungi; Basidiomycota; Agaricomycetes; Boletales; Suillaceae. The record is from RefSeq and is a predicted model, not a curated record. The transcript has a single exon. The annotation marks the transcript as partial.
AUGGGAGUAUCGGAUCCCGAGAGCGACAAGUUAACUGGGCAAAGUUUCGUGGCAUCCGCUAUUCGCAAUCUCCUUCCCAAAGAUGUGGUGGAUUCACAGCCCAACCUUGUUAUUCACCACGGUGGCCAACCUGGGACCGAGUACAACAAUCCUUGUUUUUUUCCAGGUCUGUAUCCCACUCUUUUUCCUUAUGGGCUUGGGGGCUUCGAAAUCAAGACACAAGCUAAGUACUUCUUAUCCCUGUCCGAUCGUGCGUUUCAUUAUCAUAACAGUUUCAUAUUUAUCCUGCUGAACAUAUUGCAGCAUCUACAGGCUCAUCUCCAGACCUAUUUCACUGUGGGCAAAUCGAACUUUGAUAGUGUCGCCUGCAAACUCACGACCAGGUCGCUGCUCCUGCUUGAACGUGUGGCUGUUAAGCUUGAACAGGAACGUAAAUUGGCCAAUCCAACCGCUGAGGAGCGUAACGCCCUGCAACUAUUGCAGCAAGUGAACAUCAUGUCUGCUCGCAUUCCUGGGUUGCAGGCCUCGAAAAUAUUCGUGAGGAAUGAGAUUUGCAACUACUACGGGUAUUUUGGCUUGCCCCACAUAUUCUUCACCUUUAACCUCAGCCCUGCUCACAGUCCCAUUUUUCAGGUAAUGUUUGGCGACAAAACGGUGGACCUCAGCAAGCGUUUUCCUGUGAUGCCCUGUGGGCGUGAAUGUGUGCUCAGACUUGCACAGGAUCCUGUAGCUGCAGCAGACUUUUUUGAGCUCUCUUUCAGGUCCCUAUUCCGACACCUUUUGGGGUGGGACUUCGAAGCCAGACGUUCCACUGCUUCUGGUGGUAUCCUCGGGUGUGUUUGCGCUUUCUAUGGUACCUCAGAG